This is a messenger RNA of Scleropages formosus (Asian bonytongue), 1206 nucleotides long. RefSeq names its product protein-S-isoprenylcysteine O-methyltransferase-like. Bases 4 to 882 code for a protein of 292 amino acids. The record is from RefSeq and is a predicted model, not a curated record. The transcript has 5 exons. Gene Ontology annotation, molecular function: protein C-terminal S-isoprenylcysteine carboxyl O-methyltransferase activity. Gene Ontology annotation, cellular component: endoplasmic reticulum; membrane. Gene Ontology annotation, biological process: C-terminal protein methylation. NCBI's taxonomy places the organism in Eukaryota, Metazoa, Chordata, Actinopteri, Osteoglossiformes, Osteoglossidae.
AACAUGGCGGUGGUGAGGUUGGUGUUGGAAGGGCGGGUGAGCGUUAUAAGCUUUGUUUUAGGACUCCUUGUUGUGUUUAUCCCUCUUCUUAUUUCACUGGUAUCGCACAUUAACUGGUCGUUUGAUGGUUUCGCCGGAAUUCGGGCCAAAGUGGCUGUUGCUGUGUACUUGGCGGUAGUUAACGUCUUAUUACUCUUCUUGUACACUGGAGCCGUUUAUAAGGUUGCGUUGCGCGCCUGCUUCCUGGGCUUCACAUUUGGGUGCGGCCUGCUCAUAAGCUUCAGUCAGACACCAUGGACACACUUUGGCUGGUAUAUGUGUUCCCUUUCCUUCUUCCACUAUUCAGAGUACUUGGUGACAGCAAUCAUCAACCCGCAUAGCUUGACGCUUGACUCAUUCCUGUUGAACCACAGUGUGGAGUACACGGUAGCAGCUGUGUCCUCGUGGAUGGAGUUCACACUGGAGAUGUUCCUCUUCCCAGAGAUGAAGCAAUGUAGCUGUCUGAGUCUAGUGGGUCUUAUCAUGGUACUCUGUGGUGAGUGCCUGCGCAAGUCUGCCAUGCUCACUGCUGGUUCCAACUUCAACCACAUUGUCCAGAACGAGAAGGCCCAGAGUCACGUGCUGGUGACGGCUGGAGUCUAUUCUUGUUUUCGGCACCCUUCCUACGUGGGCUGGUUCUACUGGAGCAUUGGCACACAGGUGGUGCUUUGCAAUCCGGUUUGCUUGCUGGCGUACACUGUGGCCAGCUGGCGCUUCUUCCGGGAACGUGUUGAGGAAGAGGAGAUCUCCCUCAUCCUCUUCUUCGGGGAAGACUACCUGGAUUAUAAGCGUCGAGUUCCCACCGGCCUGCCCUUUAUCCCUGGCUUCCGCGUCGAAUCCUAAACAAGGAGCUGACCUUGUCAGAAUGCAUCAAAGGAGGCAGCCAGCCAGUAAUGUAGCUCUCACCUCCUGGUUGCCUGGGGCCUCCUGGGGCCACCCAGGGCCCCUAACUUCUGCUUCUGUACCUGAAGGACAAAGGUUUUAGUCCUCUUAAACAUUGGGAUGUGUCCACUCCAAACAGAGCAGGCAAUGUUUGUGGCAUGGUGCUCUCCUUUGGACCGUUUAGGACUAGCUCUUAAUGACCAGAGGGGCUACGGAUGUCUGAUUCAUGGGGGGGACAUAUUUAAUUUUUGUUUCUGCAAGAUAACAUGCUGAGCAGUUGUACCU